Molecule: messenger RNA, 3014 nt
Organism: Solea solea (common sole)
Lineage: Eukaryota; Metazoa; Chordata; Actinopteri; Pleuronectiformes; Soleidae
Gene: pik3r5
Product: phosphoinositide-3-kinase, regulatory subunit 5
Exons: 18
Coding region: 237-2900 (887 amino acids)
Biological process (GO): positive regulation of MAP kinase activity; G protein-coupled receptor signaling pathway
Cellular component (GO): phosphatidylinositol 3-kinase complex, class IB
Molecular function (GO): 1-phosphatidylinositol-3-kinase regulator activity
Source: RefSeq, a predicted model, not a curated record
CAGAGAGCUUCAGUCCCAUACCUGCCUCACACUCAUGUCACUGCUGUGCUACUGCACCGCGCUCUCUACCACGUCCAGGAUGUGGGUUCGUGUGUCGAGUCGGUGAUGUGCGCGCUGGUGAAUGAAUGGCAGAGGGAGGCACCGAGCUGGAGACCGUGGACGCUUUCAUGGGCUUGUGAGACGCGCACAGAGAGCAUGGAUGCUGGGCAAUAAACCGCAGAACCUGAGUGGUGAAGAUGCAGCACACCUCGUGUACAGAGGACAGGAUCCAGCAUGCUCUGGACAGAUGUCUGGACGGGCUGAGACAGAGCCCCACAGCAGCGCACCACUGGAACGUUCUGAUGUGCUCUGCUGGUCAGUCAAUGAAUCGCUGGAGCCUGGAAGAGUUGGUGAAGAGAGACCCAGACAAUUUCCUCAUCCUCUUACAGCAGAUCCUUAUAAAGACCAAAGAGGUUCAGGAGCAGUGUCAGUAUGAGCUGGUGGCUCCACUCGCCAUCAUGUUCUCCUCCACACUGCUUCAGACCCCAUACUGUCCUCCAGACAAAGAGCUGCUUGAAGAAGCUAUCAAGGUGUUCCGCAGCUUUCUCACCUGGCCCGAGCCUUACUGCAGUGUGUGUAAAAACCUCCUGUCCACACUCCAGGUGGAGCUCAAGGCUCCAGGGAUCUCCUUUCAGAGACUCGUGAGAGAGGAGCAAGGCCUUACUGACUCCAGCCAGCGCUCCAAGACUGUGACUGUGCUGCUGAUGAACCCGGGUGAGGUGCCUGUGGACUUUCUGUCAGUGGCCGAGCAGCUCUGUCACAUAAGACAUUCUCAGAAGGAGACCUACAUCAUCCUGAUCAAACACGCCUUCCAGUCCACACUAGGCACCAAGUAUCCACUGCACAGUAUCCACAGAGUGCUUCAGGCGAAAACUGUGAAUGAACUGGGUGAGAUUUUCUCGGGAGUGAGUGACAUCUUGGAGACGGCGGCUGCCAUCAGUGACCCUGUGAAAGGGCGCAGUCAUGUGAUCCAGGGACUCGAGGAACUGAGGGAGAGAAUGAGAAUCCCAGCGUCCAAUGGAAGGAAGUCUGAUGGAAUGCUACAGACGCUACCGCUGCCUACAGCCAAGUGUUACAUGUUUCACUGGGAAAAAGAUAACUUUGAUGUACUGAACACCCUUUUGGAGGAUGACACUGAUGAUUUCACCGCUAAUGGUCACGCUGAGGAUGAAAAGGAGUUUGACCUGGACGAUGAUGAUGAUGAUGAAGAACGGAAUUUGACAGAUGGAGACGAUGAGGAGGAAGGAGACCGAGAAGAGGAGCAUUUGCCGUCAAUGACUUUCAUCCCUAAUGGAUACAGUGACAACCACCGUGCCUCCACCUUCUCCACCAUCUCCUCCCUUUCCACUGCCUCCAAAGACUCAAUGUUCUCCACCUUGUCUGUGGCCUCAGAGUCUUAUGCCCAAUCACUGUUUUCUGUCACUUCCGGUGUCGAUAGUGACUAUUGUGAGGAAUAUGAGGACUACACGGGCUCCUCUCCCAUCUCAGAAAAAUAUUCUCCAAAGUCUACCAAAGCUACGGCCCGGCUUAGCCAGCACUUGCACAAGUUCUUCUCCAAGAGCCCUGGGUCUCUCUGCAGGGCGAAAAGCUUAGGGAACACAGAAUCCAAAGACCUUUUCGUGGUGCGAGAGAAGCGCUCCAACUCUCUACCACAGCAAGUCAGGUUGCUAAAUUCUGAGCCCCUACUCCAGCCACAAAGCCAAACUCUCAGACACGUCUGCUUCAGAAGGAGGCCCAUUCUUAGCAGUGAUGAGGACAGCAAAAAUACAACUUUGAGGGUUGUUGUGUUUGGAGCUGAUCAUGUGGCAGGGAAGGUGGCCCGGGCCUAUAACAGCCUGAGGAGGAAGGAGAGCGCAUGUCCACGUCUCAGUAGGGUCUUCAAGCUUCAGUUCUACUUUGUGCCGGUGAGGAGGGACUCAGCAGAUGGACCAGGGAGUGUGAAGUGUUCUAGUCCUUUGGUUCCAGCUGGAACUCCAAAACGAGCAAGUCUGCCUAAUGUUCUGGGCACAGGGGACAGUACUAAUGACAUUGCCCAUCUGCUUGGUAUGUUGGACCCUUGGUACGAAAGAAACACACUCAGCCUGCUGAACCUCCCUGCCAGCAUCGUCUGCCAGCAAACCUCAAAGACAGAGUCAGAGUCCUAUGAUGGUUCAUAUGAGCAGCGCCUGCCCAUCCUGGCUGACUUGGUCCUGUACUACUGUCGCUACGCUGCCCGGCCAGCUCUGAUCCAGCUCUAUCAGGCUGAGUUGACGUUAGCGAGUGGGCAGAAGAGGACUGAGGUGUUCGUCCACUCCCUAGAGCUUGGCCACACCGCAGGGACGCGAGCCAUCAAAGCCAUGGGUGCUGCCAGUAAACGCUUUGGUAUUGAUGGCGACCGAGAAGCGGUGCCUCUAAUGUUGGAGUUGGUGUACAACAGGGUGGUUAUUAGUGGGAGAAGCCAAUGGAAAAGAGAAGCAAAAGUCUGCACGUCAGUCAAUUUGACCAAAGCAUGCAAAAACCCAGAGGAACUAGACUCGAAGAUGGAGUGCUUGCAGCUCGUCAUGACUGAGGUUCUGAAGAGACAGAGUGGCAAAAGUAAGAAGGGCUUUAACCAGCAGUUGAAUGUGACAGAGGUGAAGGUGGACAAGGUGCAGGUGUGUGGUGCUGCAAACACAACCUUUGCUGUGUGUCUGGACCAGGAUGAGAAGAAGAUACUUCAGUCUGUCACCAGGUGUGAAAUAUCAGUGUGCUAUAAACCGGACAGCUCUGCGGACUGGAGACUAAGAAAAUCCCAGACCUCUGCGCAAAUCCAGCCACUCCACCCCACCUUCUGCUCCCUCCUCUGCCUGCCCAUUGUCACUUUCAGUGGGGCUCUUCCAUGACACUUCUGGAGCGCCGGUUCAUCUGGUUAUCCACAUGUCUGAAUAACAGACAGUGACUGCAAAGAAGUGCACACAAUGUACACACUGUACGUCUUCAGACUGCUACGUUGACUC